ACGCAAUUUGUGCGCGAAUCGUGGGUUUGUGUUGGUCAUACCUUGGGUCAUACUUUACGGCCUUGGUCAUACUGAUGUAUUUUUCAUGCAUUUUUGUAUACCGCGAGUGAUGACAUGUGUAUUUAUAUACACUGUGCUCAUUUCGGAAUAUUUCUGGACUAGUGGCAGGAUUGCAUAAGAAAUUUUGGGGCACAUUGGGUGUAAUUUAAUAUUGCUCUGAAGUCUGAAUUCAGCACAUGGCUGCCACUGAAUUUUUCAGUGUAUGUUGACUGACAUUUUUUUUUCACACUGGCCAACCGUAUGGCCAACCUAGCAGCAGAUUGAUGUUCCUGAAUAUGCUGCUGGCAGUCAGACAUUCUGUCAGCCCAAAUAGGCUGCUGCAGCAGUGGAUUUGCCAAAUAUCUGCCAGUAGCAGAUCAUUCUGAAGCUUGAGGUUCUGAAACUUGCCAGCCCCAAACAUGCUACUACCGGCAGUGGAUUCGUCUAAUGUCAAUGUCUGUGCACCCGCACCAGCAGCAGAUCUGGGCAGAUACACUGCUCUGGAGGUGGUGAGCUGAGCCAUUCCAAAAAGGAAGUUGACAACUAGACACCAACUGAAAGUCACUUGAUGAAGAUGCUGGACAACCUUCGUUUGGAGACGCUUGUUGGACUGGGAGCUGCGUCACUUUUAGGCUAUGUUCUUUGGGGUCCAAAAACUACCAAACCGAGGGCGGCGAAUGCAGCAGGAGCUCUGGCCGGCCUGCAGAACAUCGGGAACUCCUGCUUCCUGAAUGCUGUGCUGCAGGCUCUGGCCUCCAGCCCGGCGGUCAUCAAGUGGCUGAGCAGCCCACCCUCGGCCACGGCCUCGCAGGCCCACCGGCAGCUGCGGGCCGCGCUGAUCGACGUCAUACAAGUGGUGAACCGCACGCACCCGGAGCAGCGAGCCGACCCCUUCACUCCGGCCGGCGUGGUCACCUGUCUGCUGCGACUCGGCUGGCUGAUUCGGCGCGACGAGCAGGACACGCACGAGAUGUUCUACGUGCUGGUGAGCACUCUGCAGGAGGAGCCUCCGCCGGCAGCAGCACUCUCCGCUGAUGGGCUCCGCGCCGGAGAGGGAUCGGUGGAAGCGGACACUGGAGAGCCGCUGGUGGAUUGGGGCGCCCUCGGAGCCAGGAUGCGCGGAGAUGCCAGAGACAUCUGUGGCGCGGGAUUGACGAGAGGCGGCGCGGGCGUGACGAGUGGCGCCCCUGGGACGGAGAGGAACGGUGGUGGAAAGAGGCCGGUUUCUCUGGUAAGGCAGGAGCGGAGUAAGAGGAUGGAGACGGUGGCGGGGACUGGUGUCCAGUCUCCCUCGAUGCCGGACGGUGUGACUGGUCCGUGUGACGCUGUAGGCGAUCGGCUGCCCCGUGAGAACGGUGACUCGGCUUCCACGCCGGCCAGUGAUGAUGACGGUGGUACGGCAGUUUCUCCGGACGAACGGGGUGACCAGUUGAAGGAGUCGACGGCAUCUACUGACUCUGCGACGUCCACCUCGCGGGGAGGAUCUCAAGCGACAUCGCCAGAGUCUCGGCCAGCCACCGACAGCAGCAGUCAUGCCGCGUCGCUCGCUGACAGUCCUCCAGGGCCCAGCGGUGCCCCGACCGCCACCAAGAGCCCCACGGAGAGCUCUAUCUCUCCUGUGGCGAGCUCUCCGGCGACUGGAACCUCCCGCGGGGCGGUAGGUCGCCGUCAGCUGCAGGGUAUCGUGCACCGGGUGCGGGGUGUCGGCGCACCCGGCUGGCGCAGCUCACCGAGCGCUCUGAGAUCACCCUUCACCGGCACCGUCUCCACUCAGCUGGUCUGCCAGGCCUGCGGGCACAAGUGCGCCGUCCGCUGGGAGAACUUCGAGUCGCUGUCCCUACCGCUGCCGGCGGCGCCGCGACUACAGGCGCUCAGCCUACCGACCCUACUCGGCCAGUUCAGCGCGCCAGAGACCGUCCACGAUGUCAAGUGCGACUCCUGCCAGCGACGCGGCCGCUUCUCCAAGCGCUCUUUGGUUGCCAAGCUACCGCCUGCACUCUGCCUUCAUCUGCCCCGCACUACGUGGCAGAACAACGGUCAGGCAGGCAAGCGGGGCGACCAUGUCGCCUUCUACGAGACGCUGAACAUGUUCCCCUACACGUACGCCGCUAGUGUCACGACUCCGUCCCCGGGCUCGUCACCGCCGUCCGACUCUCGGCGUCACGUGUACCGGCUAACGGCCGUCAUCGUCCACUCGGGAGGCGCCCAUUCGGGCCACUUUGUCACCUACCGGCGCCGCGCUGACCCCACCGACUCCAGUUGGUUCUACACCUCCGACACCCUGGUGAGUCGCGCCUCCGCCUCCGAGGUCUUCUCCUCCGCCGCCUACAUGCUCUUCUACGACCGCGUCGCCCCGUCGGCGGUACCUGGGGCGGGAGCGUCCCCUGUGGCAGCAGCUCUCCUCUCCCCCGUGGGACCUGCGCUGCUCUCUCCGGGGCCGAGCUCCCCGCUUCAGGGUCCUCUCGGAGGACACUGAUCUCGCUUGGAGUGCUGAGCUUUCAGAGCCGGACUGAGCUUAAAACGGGCAGGGCUGGACGGGCUGGACCUAUCUGAUGAACGUAAUGAAGACAGUGAUGUUCGCGCUCGGACCAUCGUGAUCGAGUAGCUCGCUGCGGCUGUGAUGAUGAGCUGGCGUCCGUGACCCGGUGUAUGUUUUGUGCGGACGUUGAUCAUGUUUGUGUGUCGUGGGAUGACGCUAAAUGACAGUGAGUUGUCUACCCACGCAUUUCCUACUAGUCGGUGCGCCAGUCGCUCGUGGUCGGUCUCAAGGGAGCAGCUGACGGCGGCGUGGGCGGAACUUGUGGCGUCAGCUAUGUUCUGGCGCGGUGCGUGGGAGGCGGAGCGGUCGCCACAGUGUGAGAGCGAGCGGCUGUGACUGUCAGACAGGCCCGCUUUCAGCCCGUCGGCCGGUAAUCCGCGCGGCGACAGGGUCUGAGCGCCACAGGCGAGAAUGGCCGCUCUGAGUGAGCUGGAUGGUCUUGUCCGCUCGUCGCAGGCCUCAGGUGACCUUUUAAUGAAGACAUCGCUGAGUGAUACGACUCGGUAAACGACUGGAGUGUCUGAAACGGCUGUGGGGUGUCGUUAUUCUACCAAAUACAGGGCUUCCGAAUA
Messenger RNA from Amphibalanus amphitrite, 3150 nucleotides. Its product is annotated as ubiquitin carboxyl-terminal hydrolase 30-like. The transcript has 8 exons. Gene Ontology annotation, molecular function: cysteine-type endopeptidase activity; cysteine-type deubiquitinase activity. The record is from RefSeq and is a predicted model, not a curated record. Gene Ontology annotation, cellular component: nucleus; cytosol. Gene Ontology annotation, biological process: protein deubiquitination. Lineage: Eukaryota; Metazoa; Arthropoda; Thecostraca; Balanomorpha; Balanidae. The coding region runs from base 608 to 2515 and encodes 635 amino acids.